AUGAUCCGCUCUGGAUGUCAAUCCCUAGGAUAUCCAUCGUGCGACCAUGACGACGUGUUGAACCAACUCUCCAACUCUGCAGAGAAAUUGAACCAACCAGGCUACCUGUCUGUCCUCCGCCACUCCACCGAGUCGCGCGGCUCUGUUACACGAUGGGAUACCCGCAGAGGCACAGCUCUUCUGUGCCCUGUAUAUCAAUAUUGGGCAUCGCGCAUGAUCGACGGUAUAAAAGGCAUAUAUUAUGAUAUUCCACAGGCUUUACGCCAUCUUGCACAGACCGAUCACCAGCCGAUGUGCAUUACGUGGCUGGAAACUAUGGGAGAUAUGCAAAUGGAAUGCUAA
Molecule: messenger RNA, 342 nt
Organism: Nannizzia gypsea CBS 118893
Lineage: Eukaryota; Fungi; Ascomycota; Eurotiomycetes; Onygenales; Arthrodermataceae
Exons: 4
Coding region: 1-342 (113 amino acids)
Source: RefSeq, a predicted model, not a curated record